UUAGUUUUCGUCUUUCAUACAUGAAAUGUCAUCUAGACUUUCUGAAUUCUGAUAAACACUGGUGGAAAAACCGACAUCACAUAUUUAGCAAAGGCUAUUCAUCUCGGUCUGCUUGUUUAAGUCGUUUACUUGGAUUUGCUUGAAAUUGAGAAAAAGAUCAAGACUGCCAUAGGUCUUCAGCUCACUGCUCUUGCAUUAUUUAAAGGUCAAGGCAAUCAUUUCAUUCUUGUUGCUAAGGUUCUGGCUAAAGGGUAAAGGACUACACUGGAACCAGUGAUUUCUAAUCGAGCACUGUAAGAAGAAGCCAAAGAAAGUGGUGAGAAACAGUGUAAUCAAACCUCCAGCAAUUUAAUGGAAAUCCGCAAAUUCAUAGGCCGGUUCGGAAGUUGGCUUUUCAGUUACUUUGCUGGAGAAUCUGAUGAUAUACAUGGGAAUGAUACUCCCGAAGAAGGCACGAUUAAUGAUGAUGAUCAAACUAUACUUGUGCCAGCUUUGGUCCACCAACAACCGUCCUAUGAUACAAAGCUUGAGCAUGAUGAUGAUCAGCCUGAAAACAAGAAAAGGAAAGCAACUCAUGAUAGUAUAGUGAUUUAUGAUCAUGAGCAAGGGUCUUCUUCAGCUUCCAGCUUCCAGCUCCCAGCCCAUAUGUCACUCGAAUUGGCUAUUUUCUAAUGAUUCUUCUACGUGUCACAAGAAGUGGGCUCUGAAAUUCAAAACAAAUAAACUAUUUGCUCGAGCCCAGGAUGUUUGUAAAGAAGUUGAGCACGAUGAGAUUCAGCCAAAAAAGAUGCGAAGAAUGGAAGUUCAACACUGGUUAACAGCUGUAGAUCAGAUUAGAGAGGAGGUUGAAAACAUAGCAACAGAUGAUCUGAGCAUAGAAAACUUCACUUCACAAGUUGAUGAAUUGUUGCAGCGGGGUAGCUUUCCAAAUGGAUAUGUAUUGCCUGAUGAUAGCCCAAUAGAAUUUCCGCUCUCGUCAAAGAAUCCAGCAGGAGAAAUGUUUGCAUUGAAUACUGCAACUAUUCUUGAAUGGUUAAAAAAUAAUGAACGCUGCAUUAUUGGUGUGUAUGGGAUGGGAGGUGUAGGGAAAACUACUAUGUUGAGGUGGAUAUACAACAAGGUGCUGAAACAGAAGCACGUCUUUGGAUGCCCUUACUGGGUAACUGUCUCACAAAACUGCGAUGAGCUCAAACUGCAAAAUGAAAUUGCUAAAGAGCUUGGUGUUGAUCUUUCUGGAGAAGGUGAUGAUAGGAAGAGAGCAGCUCUAUUACACAGACAAUUAUCCACAAUGGGCCCGACUGUACUUUUCUUAGAUGACAUGUGGAAAUGGAAUCCAUUCUUAGGAAAGGAUUUCGAUUUUCCUAUUGAAGGAAGCAGUUGCAAGAUCAUUGUAAGUAGUCGUUCACGUAAUGUGUGUAAAGAAAUGGGAUGCAAAGGCUUUGUCAUCGAGACAAAAGUUCUCCCAGAAGGUGAAGCUUGGAACUUGUUUGUUGAAAAGCUUGGGCACUAUGACAAACUUACGGAGGAAGCAAAAGAAAUCGCAAGAUUAAUUGCCAAAGAGUGUGGUGGUUUGCCACUUGCAAUUGCUACUAUGGCUCGGAGUAUGACUGAUGUGGUUGAUGCCUUUGUAUGGAAUGAUGCUUUAACUGAGCUGAGACAAUCUUCUUGUGAGCAGAGUGACAUGGAAGAAUACGUGUUUUCAGUAUUAAAGUACAGUUAUAAUCGCCUGAAUGACCAAAGGCUGCAGAAUUGCUUCUUAAGUUGCAUACUUUAUCCUGAAGACAAGACAAUAGUUCGCAAGACGCUUAUAGAGGAUUGGAUUAUGGAGGGAUUGUUGGAUGAUGUAGGGAGCAGAUCAGAGCAACUGAAUAAGGGCCAUACAAUCUUGAAUAAACUGAUAAACUCAUGCUUGUUGGAAGCAUGCACUGAUGAAGACAUGUUUAUUGAAGCAUGCACUGAUGAAGACAUGUUUAUUAAAGCAUUCACUGAUAAAGUCAUGUUUUUUGAAGCAUGCACUGAUUAUGGUGGUAAUGAAGGUGUUGAAGCAUGCACUGAUUAUGGUGGUAAUGAAGGUGUUAAGAUGCAUGAUUUGAUGAGAGAUCUGGGUAUUAUGAUCACAAAAGGAUAUCCUUGUUUCAUGACAAAAUUAGGACUUCGACUGCGGGAAGUACCAGAAGAGGAGCAAUGGAGUGAAGGUCUGGUAAAGGUGUCAUUGAGUCAUAACAAAAUCGAGGAGAUUCCAAAUGGUAUGGCACCUUUGACCCCAGAACUUACAGUGCUACUGCUCAAUAAUAAUCCUCUAUGUAGGAUCCCAGAAUCAUUCUUUAUGCACAUGCGAGCCCUCACAAUUCUUAAUUUAUCUUAUACUUCUAUUGUGAGGUUACCAGAGAGUGUUUCUGAUUUGGCAAAUUUAAGGGCGCUCUUACUUGUAAAAUGUCGUGAGUUAACGUAUGUGCCGUCACUAACAAAGCUUUCAAAUUUGAGGGUGCUAGAUCUUGAUAAUGUUUAUAAGCUUGAAAAGGCUCCAGACGGGAUUGAAAAUUUAAAGUGUUUGGAAAAGGUAAGCUAUUGGCCAUGGGAUAUAUCUGACAGCACUGGCUUCAAUAAGCUUAUUCAAUCUUUACCAUCGUCAUUAAGUUGCUACAGAUUUUGGCUUCAUAACCCAAAAUUGUUCAAAACAUGGUUUUGUUACGAUAUUUUUGAUAGGGGAUAUGAGAAUGAAGUGUGGGUAGCAGGGGCAGUAAUAGAAGAUGACGAAACCAGUUAUAUGCUCCCGGCAACAAUUGAAAUGCUGGAGAUAUAUAAAUGUGAUGUGAAUAGAAGAAACCUGGGAGAUGUUUUCCCCACCUUGGGUUUGGCAACAGAUUUAAAUCUAGCUAUAAAUUGGUGUCCAAACAUAAAGGUGAUAUUCCCCCUCUCGGACAAGCAGUUUUCCCUUCCAUAUCUAAAACACCUUUCUGUGGAUAAUUGUGAUGAGUUGGAGGAGAUAUUUGAAUCAAACAAAAAUAAUCAUCAUAACUCUGGUCUUGCUCUUCCAAACUUGGUUAGUGUAAGAUUAGAUUUUCUACAAAAGUUACAAGGAGUUUACAUGACCCCGCAUCUCUGUACUUCACUGGAAGAACUUAGUGUGCGUCACUGUGAAGAGCUGGAAGAGAUAUUCGAGAGUGAUGGCAGAAGUGUCCAACAUCUUCAACUUUACAGGGUGGGACAGAGACUAGUAGUUGAUCCCAUGAAUGCUUGUUAUCCACAACACAACCCCAUCUCUGUUCUCCCCAAAUUGAAGAUUUUAAAUUUGAAAAAUUUGCCGAAGUUGGGAAGCAUCUAUAAGGACCUGCACCUCUGUACUUCGCUGGAAGAACUUUGUGUAUGGGACUGCAAUGAAUUGAAAGAGAUAUUCGAGAGUGGCGGCAGCAAUAGUUCAUCUUGCAAUUCACCACCUAGACCCAACUCUGCUCUCUCCAAAUUGAGAAUAAUAAGUUUGAAAAAUCUACCGAAGUUGGAAAGCAUCUAUAAGGACUUGCACCUCUGUACUUCGCUGGAAGAGCUUACAGUGAUAAAUUGUCCGAAGAUAGAGCGAAUUUUCGAAGCACCCCAACCCAUACUUGCUCUUCCUAAUUUAAGGGUGCUUAUAUUGAAUUCGCUAAGGAAUCUGAGCCGCAUACAUAGAGGGCUACUCCGCUGCCCUUUUCCAGAUGCGUUUUCCAUAGAAGGUUGUUUCAAGCUGAAAAAGGUACCGUUGUCUGACCACCUGAAAUGUGAUGACUCCUAUCUGGAUUAAUACAACGUCAUGUUAAACUUGAAGAACAUAAUCAGAACCAGUUGAAGCUAUGGAGCGACCUUGAAGGCAAAACUCGUGAUUUUACAAAGUAUAUCGAUCAAGUUUUGAUACCAGCCUCUGUUAUUCCUAAUGCAGAUGAAGAUAAAAAUAAUUGGCUUGCUGAUCAACGUCUUCUACCACCGGUUAGUCCUUACUGAAGAUGAACAAAAUCAGAUAAGGGUUUGCGGUGCAUCCCUAUCAUUAUCCUGACAUUUCUAUGGUUGUUUUUUUUGUUUUUUUUCCUUUUAUGUAGUGCACCCCUAUUAUAUAACAGUAUAAAUCAAGUAUAAGGCUAUGUUUGAUUCACCUUAAUUUUGCUGAAGUGAAAUUAUUUUUACUGAACUGAACUUAAU
Chenopodium quinoa (quinoa) is the source of this 4170-nucleotide messenger RNA. Its product is annotated as probable disease resistance protein At1g61300. The record is from RefSeq and is a predicted model, not a curated record. The coding region runs from base 593 to 3778 and encodes 1061 amino acids. NCBI's taxonomy places the organism in Eukaryota, Viridiplantae, Streptophyta, Magnoliopsida, Caryophyllales, Amaranthaceae. Gene Ontology annotation, molecular function: ADP binding; protein binding. The transcript is spliced from 4 exons.